AUGUUCCUAUACUUGGCUUUUGUCGAAAGCUAUUUCAAUACAAAUGCUUUAGAGCAAGUAAGUCCGGAAGCAGUUUCAAAUAGCUACUCCGAGGAAGAUCUCGCUUAUAAAUUUAAACCAAUCGAGACUCUAACAAAAGGUGCAGAUUACAACACUGCUGAUCUUGGCUCUCUUAUUGAUACUAUCUCUAAUGAAUUUCACAUCGAUAGAGACAGACUUGACAUGUUUUUCAGAAGAGUCAAAUUUGCUCAAAGCGCAAAGCAAUUAUUUAAUAAAAUUGAUUACGGUAGAAAUAAUCAAAGAGCAAUUUUAUUCAUGAGAGGUUCAAGAUCUACAGAUCUCUACGGAGCAGUAAUUAAGGUUGUUAAAACGGGUAAUACCUACCAAGUAAAUGUUCGCGAAGCACUUACUUCUGCCUGCGUCUAUGCUAUGACAAGAAUUACAGAACGUCAUCACCAUAAUAAGAAACAAUCACUUAAGUCUCGUUUACUUAAAGGAUGGGAAGUCCAAGAAGUUUACAACAAAUUAAAUGCCCAAAUUGCUGGGUAUUUAAAUGAAUACAAGAACAUUUAA
Trichomonas vaginalis G3 is the source of this 573-nucleotide messenger RNA. RefSeq lists its product as uncharacterized. The transcript has a single exon. Bases 1 to 573 code for a protein of 190 amino acids. NCBI's taxonomy places the organism in Eukaryota, Parabasalia, Trichomonadida, Trichomonadidae. The record is from RefSeq and is a predicted model, not a curated record.